ACUCUUAUCUUCUUGGAAAUUUUCUUCAUUUUUGUUAUCAUUUUCUUCACUGUUAUUAUUAUUAUUUUUAGCAUUCUCUCUCUGGAAUCUCUGCUUAGAAAACCUGAACCAUGCUCCAACAAUUGUACCAAAAUCACUUUCAGACAAUUUUUUGUCUAUAGCAGUAAAGAAAUCUGCAAUAAUGAAAAAAAUUUUUUACAUAAAUAUUAUAUGUUUAGAAUCAAAUGAAACUAGAAUAGAAGAGAUGAAAUAUUGUAUUUCAUUGUUAUUUUUAUGGAAAAUACUACCUUUGCACACACCUAUGCAAGUAAGAUUAUUAAUAGCGAAGUUGUUUCGGCGACCAAGCCAUGAAUAAUUUCUUUACAAUUUUUAAGAUUUCUCUUUCCAAGUAAAGACCUCAACAUCCCGCCCGCCUUGAAAGAGUAUCUUUCAACAUAAUAAAUUAUAUCCCAACUGUAAAUAUUUACAUCAAUACACAAUUUAAUACUCCUUAAAUAGUUAAAAUUAUCCCCAGUAUUCUUAAAAUUAAUAUAAUACACCCGUGUUAUACAAUAAUCUUAGACACUACAAAAUUAUUUCACCCAUAUUUACACAAUAUAAUAUGUUACACAAUUUUUUUUCAGUUUUAUUUAUUCUCAUUACUAUAAUACUAGCUUAUUCACUAAUUGUCCGAUAGAAAAUUUUUUACUAUAUUAUCUUUAUCAUAUAUAUUCAGUCUGUAUUUUUCUUACUUGGUAAAAUGUAUAUUUUUGAUACAGGUCUUUUAAUUGUUCCUUUUGCUACGCGCACUGACACUACACAAGUCACAAUAUCACUUCCCAUAUGAUUAUUAACAAUACGUCAGAGGCCACUGCAUCGGCGGCGUGUUAUCCUCACGUACCAGUACCAUAUCUCCAGGGUUCAAAUUGCGGAAUUGAAACGAUGUUAUUGUGCAAUUUUUCAUGAAUAAUACGUGGCUCAUUUGAUGCCCAUUUACAAGUUGAAAUCCUGCUGUUCUAAGAAUUGUUUUGAGUUCGUUUUUUAAUUGUUUGGCAUCCUCAAUAGUUCCAGCUCCUGUGAGAAGAUCGUCAACAAAAAAAUCAUGUAAUAUCGAAUUGGUAGCUAUGCUUGCUUUUGGAUAGUGGACUUUACAUUGCUUGUCAAGUUCGUUUAAACACUGAGUUGCCAGAAAGGUUGCAGAUGCUGUUCCAUAUCUGACUGUAUUUAGUUCGUAGAUUUUUACAGAAAAGAAGAACUAAAAUCACGAAGAUGAAAGCCAUUAUCCACACUAUCAUUAUUCCUUUUCUCUUCCACUUCUCUCAAUCAUACACUAUCACAGCAAUAAAUAGCUCGAGUGGAAUAUUUUACAAUCACCUAGGCAAAGCUAAAGUUACUAAUCAAAAAUUUACCUUAUUGACAUUCGUUAACGUAUCGCAUAUAGACAAUCAUAUUCAAACCAUUAACAUGCUCUAUUAUAAGUCUCUCGGAAUUUGUAAUAAACUAACCUCAAAACAUAUCGAUUUUCAUUGCCAAAAUCAAUUACAAUAUAUUAAUACAAAACUUAAAUUCAUUAAAAAUGAUUACAAUAUAAUAGCCCAUCAGGUAAUAGGAAAUCGAAAAAAGCGUGGUCUCGUCGAUGGUAUCGGCGAUGCUUUCAAAUGGUUAUUCGGAACUCCCGAUGCCGAAGAUGCACAGUUUUAUACGGAUUCUAUCAAAAGCUUGAUAGGUAAUCAAAAGCAAACAGAACUUUUAAUGCAACAACAAGUUAGAAUCGUACAAUCUACUAUCUCAAAUUUUAACAAUUCACUACAAAUCUUAAAUCAAAAUACAAAAACAUUAAACGAAAAUAUAAUGAAAUUUGACGAGUUUAUAUCCCAAACUAAUUCUUUUGAAGAAAAGCUUCAACUAGAGAACCAGAUAAGCCAACAUAUAAUCACUUUAGUUGAAAUGACUGACGAAGUCCAAAAUAUCUUAGGUAAAUAUAUAGAUGGAUUAAGCUUAGUAAAUAAGGGUAUUAUAAGUUAUCAUAUACUUAAUCCUGAAGAUUUACGUUCAGAAUUAAAAACAAUUAGUAUUAGGCAUAAUUUACCUUUAGAACCUACUUUGGAAAAUGCACUCGUCUACUUCAAACUCAUGAAAAUAAAGGCUUUUAUAAAGAAUGAAUUACUAGUAAUAGCUUUCGAGAUACCAAUCGUAAACUCGCUACUAUAUGAUCUUUACGGUUUGUAUCCGCUAUUUACGCCACAUCAAAGCGAUCCCUACCUCUUUUCCUAUAUCGAACCUUCUAAACCUUAUAUCCUACUAUCCGUAACAAGAACAGUAUUUUCAUCACUGAAUAACCUGCAAAAAUGCCAAGAGUACCUUCCAAACCAAUGGUUAUGCGAUCAAGUUACGAUUUCCAAACGCAUCGAUCACCCAAUCUGCGAAAUUCAGCUGUUCUUUAAAGAAGUAAAUCACAUCCCUAAGAAUUGCCAGGUUAAACAUAUCUAUGCAGAUACCGAACUCUGGCAUAAAAUCAACAACAACAAAUGGAUCUACGUUCUAUCCAAGCCUACGAGAACCAAUAUCCUAUGCUGA
Molecule: messenger RNA, 2556 nt
Organism: Agrilus planipennis (emerald ash borer)
Lineage: Eukaryota; Metazoa; Arthropoda; Insecta; Coleoptera; Buprestidae
Exons: 3
Coding region: 1249-2556 (435 amino acids)
Source: RefSeq, a predicted model, not a curated record